UGUCAAUAAACAGAGCAGCCUUUUCUUCAUCUUCUCCUCUACCGGCUUUGGUUUUCUUUCUCUUCCGGUUGUCGUCUGUUCGUGUGGCAGAUCAAUCAGUGUCGAAAUGGCCAAGUCUAAGAACCACACAACCCACAACCAGUCUCGUAAAGCCCACAGGAAUGGCAUCAAGAAGCCCAGAUCUCAGCGCUACGAGUCACUGAAGGGGGUGGACCCUAAGUUCCUGAGGAACAUGCGCUUUGCUAAGAAGCACAACAAGAAGGGCAUGAAGGCAGCGCAGAAGGCAGUUCAGGCGAAAUAGGCUGCUUUCCGGUCACCUCCAUGUCUGUCAGCGUUCCACGUUUCCACCAUCACAAUAAAGCUAUGCUUUGUUAACAAAA
Molecule: messenger RNA, 380 nt
Organism: Morone saxatilis (striped sea-bass)
Lineage: Eukaryota; Metazoa; Chordata; Actinopteri; Moronidae
Gene: rpl29
Product: ribosomal protein L29
Exons: 4
Coding region: 107-301 (64 amino acids)
Biological process (GO): cytoplasmic translation
Cellular component (GO): ribosome; cytosolic large ribosomal subunit
Molecular function (GO): structural constituent of ribosome
Source: RefSeq, a predicted model, not a curated record